Brachypodium distachyon (stiff brome) is the source of this 947-nucleotide messenger RNA. RefSeq lists its product as uncharacterized. NCBI's taxonomy places the organism in Eukaryota, Viridiplantae, Streptophyta, Magnoliopsida, Poales, Poaceae. The transcript has a single exon. Gene Ontology annotation, biological process: root development; shoot system development. The record is from RefSeq and is a predicted model, not a curated record. The coding region runs from base 100 to 807 and encodes 235 amino acids.
AAUAGGCCUCAGCAGAAGGCUAAACACAUCAAACCAAAAGGUGUCUCCCAUUCUCAUAUCCUCAAACUCAACACAGAGAAAAGAGUUUCAGAAUCAGAUAUGGCUUGCCAUCUUAGAUCAAUUAGUUUGCCUUCUAGGCCUCACACCAAAGUUGAAGAGGAGCUGCAGAGCCUAGAGGCAUGCAUCUCUUCACCCUCCAUGACCAUUGACACAAUCUCUGAUGGUUUGAGGAGGCUUGGAGACAUCUAUGGCACUAUUGAGGAGAUCAUGUGUCUUCCUAGCAACCAAGUUUGCUCGUCGCAGCAAAGGAAGAUGUUGGAUACAGAAAUGGGGUGCUCCCUUGAGCUACUAGAUCUCUGCAAUGCUAUGCACGAGGACUUCACCGAGUUGAAGGCCAUUAUCCAAGAUCUGCAAGUUGCAACCAGGAAAGGAGAUGAUGCAGUCGUUCAAGUCAAGAUCCAGUCUUACAGCCGCCUGGUAAAGAAGGCAAAGAAACAUUUCAAGAAGGCCGAGAUGAAGGCUACUUCUUCCAAGGAGGAUUGCAGGAUGGUCAGGCUGUUGAGCGAGGCUAGAGAGAUCACUACCUCUCUGCUCGAGUCAACAUUGAACCUCCUGUCCAAGCAAAUUGCAACCCCAAAGCGGUCUCUCGUCUCCAAGGCAUUCCAGAAGAAAACAUCAGUUGUUUGCAAGGAGGAGCAGUUGCAGGUCCUAGAGUGCAGUGUCGGAGAUCUUGAGGCUGGAGCAGGAAUUCUGUUCCGGAGAUUGGUCCAGAGCAGAGUUACCCUCCUAAACAUUCUUAGCUCAUAGAUACUCCUCAACAUGUGUUACUCUUGACACCUGUGAUUGGCUUCCACCUUUUAAAGGAUUGCCAUUCCCAUUGUAUAUGUAGAAAUGUACAGAAAUCUCCAUAGAGAAAACUAGAAAGGAAACAUAAAGUUUUGAUCCAA